Miscanthus lutarioriparius is the source of this 744-nucleotide messenger RNA. The record is from the annotation of a GenBank genome assembly. Lineage: Eukaryota; Viridiplantae; Streptophyta; Magnoliopsida; Poales; Poaceae.
AUGGCAAAAGAAUCGAAGGCAUGCCAUAAUUUGUUGGAGGAGAGAAGGGGCAGAGGUGCUGUUUGCGAGAACAGUACCAUGGGAGAGGGAGGGAGGGCGGAGGAGAUGGAGAGACAGAGAGCUACAAAGAUAGAGACCAGGAAAGAUAUCUGCAACAGUAUCACUAGGAAGCAACCCCAAGGAAGGGGUAUACUAUACCGCACCACAUUCUUGUAUCUUUUGCAUGAUGCUGACAAUCUUGGAGAAAUUCUGAGCCUAGUUUCCAUAAAAGCACAGCUGGAGGAGAAGUUUUUUGAAGUGGAGAUGAAGGUGCGUGACUAUGAACUUGAUCAGUAUGGUGUUGUCAACAAUGCAGUCUAUGCUAGCUACUGCCAACAUGGUCGUCACGAGGUGCUUGAGAGUGUAGGCAUCAGUGCGGAUGCAGUGGCGCGCAGUGGGGAGUCGCUGGCCCUCUCUGAGCUAAACCUAAAGUACUUUGCCCCUUUGAGGAGCGGCGACAAGUUUGUUGUUAAGGUGAGGCUUGUGGGCAUCAAAGGCGUACGGAUGAUAUUCGAGCACAUCAUUGAGAAGCUGCCUAAUCACGAGCUAAUUCUGGAAGCAAAGGCAACAGCUGUUUGCCUGAACAAAGACUACUAUCCUACCCGUAUUCCUCGUGAACUGUUGGCCAAGAUGCAGCUCUUCUCAUCCGAGGACAGCAGAGGGUCAAAUGACGGAGUUAAUAAUCAGAAUAAGAGCUGCAACUAA